Lemur catta (Ring-tailed lemur) is the source of this 2007-nucleotide messenger RNA. It is a transcript of the gene MYADML2, whose product is annotated as myeloid associated differentiation marker like 2. The transcript has a single exon. The record is from RefSeq and is a predicted model, not a curated record. Lineage: Eukaryota; Metazoa; Chordata; Mammalia; Primates; Lemuridae. Gene Ontology annotation, cellular component: membrane. Bases 1 to 924 code for a protein of 307 amino acids.
AUGGGCAGCACCAUGGAGCCCCCCGGGGGUGCAUACCUACACCUGGGCGCUGUGACGUCCCCCGUGGGCACAGCCCGCGUGCUGCAGCUGGCCUUCGGCUGCACCACCUUCAGCCUGGUGGCGCACAGGGGAGGCUUCUCGGGCGUGCAGGGCACCUUCUGCAUGGCUGCCUGGGGCUUCUGCUUCGCCCUCUCUGUGCUGGUGGUGGCCUGCGAGUUCACACGGCUCCACGGCUGCCUGCGGCUCUCCUGGGGCAACUUCACGGCGGCCUUCGCCAUGCUGGCCACCCUGCUGAGUGCCACGGCCGCGGUCGUGUACCCGCUGUACUUCACACGGUGGCAGUGCCCGCCUGAGCCCGCCGGCUGUGCCGCCAGGGACUUCCGCCUGGCGGCCAGCGUCUUCGCUGGACUCCUCUUCCUGGCCUAUGCUACGGAGGUGGCCCUGACGCGGGCCCGGCCCGGCCAGGUGGCCAGCUACAUGGCCACAGUGUCAGGGCUGCUCAAGAUUGUCCAGGCCUUCGUGGCCUGCAUCAUUUUUGGGGCACUGGUUCACGACAGCCGCUACGGACGCUAUGCGGCCACCCAGUGGUGUGUGGCCGUCUACAGCCUGUGCUUCCUGGCCACGGUGGCCGUGGUGGCCCUGAGCGUGAUGGGCCACACGGGGGGCCUGGGCUUCCCCUUUGACCGCCUGGUGGUGGUGUACACCUUCCUGGCCGUGCUGCUGUACCUCAGUGCCGCCGUGAUCUGGCCCGUCUUCUGUUUCGACCCCAAGUACGGUGAGCCCGGCCGGCCGCCCGACUGCCCGCGCGGCAGAUGCCCCUGGGACAGCCAGCUGGUGGUGGCCGUCUUCACCUACGUCAACCUGCUGCUCUACGUCGCAGACCUGGCCUACUCCCAGAGGAUCCGCUUUGUGCCCACCCUGUAGCCCGGCGGCAGCAGCCCACCCGCCUGCACUCUCUGCCGGGGGCACCAGGUACUGUGAGGCUGAGCCAGGUGAAUGGAGACCUCAGGGAGAAAGCAGGAGGGCAGCUGGGGGCGCAGGGCAGACGCGGUGCCGCAAUGGGACGUGCUGGCUGCUGCACUUGUGGCAGAGGCAGGGCAGAGGGGCGGAGCCUCCCCUCUCGCAGCCCAAGGCUCCCAUCUCUUUCCCCCUCUGGCCAUCUCCCAGCCCUCCCUGGGCUCAGCGCAGGUCGCUGUACCACAUGGGAAAUCUUAAGUGUUGUCACUACCCAUUUUGCAGUUGGAAACCCUGAGGCUAGUAAGAGGCUCUCAGUACAUCUGUCAGUAUCUGGGGACCACGCACAGGCUGGGCAAUACAAGUUGAAAAAGAAAUGACUUCCAGACUUGCAGGAAAGGGCUGGAAAUGGACCCAGGAGAGCACCAGAGCCAAGUCAGCUGAGGGAGGGGUGUGAAGGGGCAGCUCCGGAACGCUGGGAGGAGAGCCCUGUCUGCAGGCUGUCAGCUGGCACAGCAGCCGUGAAAUCUGGACUGACCUCACCCCCUCUGGGGAGCCUCCCAGUGGCCACAGCGUUGGAAGCAGAGGAGGACUGUGCUGUGUCUCACAGGGCUGCCUCCUGGGGGACCCUUGGGCUGUAGGUGGCACAGGUAGCCUGGAAGGCCCCACAGAGGCCAGCAGCACCACUAGGACCAUGGCGUGCCGGGGAGGAGCUCGUUCCAACCCAGUCACAGGGCUGCCACCUGGACGCCCACCCUCGGCUGUGACAUAGCAGCUUUGGCUGCAGCCUGGUCCAGGCAAGAGCCUGGCGUGGGGCAGCCUCUGGGUCAAAGCUGGGGCACUGCACACCUCCGUGCAGGUGUCCUGCUGCCCAGCCACCAGGGCCAGCAUCCCCUGCGCUCCAGCCAGCUCCUCCUGCAUGAGAACCUGGACUGGACCAACCUAGACCAAGCCCACCAGCCACCCCGAGCCCAGCCUGGGGGCAGCAGCACAGCUGCCCCUCAGGCCAUUGACUGGGCCCAGGUUGUGGAGCAGGAAAUAAAUGUCAGUGUG